Messenger RNA from Ooceraea biroi (clonal raider ant), 5259 nucleotides. RefSeq names its product dual oxidase 2. Gene Ontology annotation, cellular component: NADPH oxidase complex; plasma membrane. Gene Ontology annotation, molecular function: calcium ion binding; peroxidase activity; heme binding. Gene Ontology annotation, biological process: superoxide anion generation; response to oxidative stress; defense response. The record is from RefSeq and is a predicted model, not a curated record. Lineage: Eukaryota; Metazoa; Arthropoda; Insecta; Hymenoptera; Formicidae.
UGUGGUGUGUGCGCAUACUUUGUGUAAUAUAUUUUAAAAUGUAAAGCUUGCAACCACAUUUUGUUCUAUUAUCUAAUAAUAACUGUGAUUCAUAUUUCUGGUGGUUUCCCGCAGCCCUUCUUAUCAUACGGAAAGGAAGUACUCGGGAAUCAAACCGCUGAUACAAAUAAUAUUCUUUUUCAGUAUGAGUUAUCGUGGCAUCAUUAGCGAACGAAAUUAGUGCUGAAAGAAAUCAUUUUUACGUGAUACACAGUACACAUAUUUUCCACAUGUAACAAUUACGGAAUUCAGGAUGCAUUUUACAGUAAAUUUAUUCAUUAUUCUAAUUAUUCCUUUAUCGUUGAUUGCUGCGCAAAAUGCUACCGUUGGUACUACUACCGUUAGCACUACUACUGCAAAACCUCCAUCCACGCCGGACUCAAAUAAACGUUUUUAUUUCUUAGAAUACAAGAAACCCGACAAAAAAUCAACUGGCGGAUUAGAAAGUGAGUUGUUCAACAAACGUUUAACAAAUUGGUUAUUUACUGGAUGUUGGAAUUCUCGUAAAUUCGCUGAUCCGGACAGAUGCACAAAAUAUCGCACUGCGUCCGAGUAUCCUGGUUAUGACGGAUGGAACAACAAUGUUGCUAAGCCAGAACUCGGUGCAGUUGACACUCCGUUACUGAGAAGAUCGCCGGCGGCUUACGAGGAUGGAGUAUAUAAACCUUCGGGUUCUAAGAGACCAGAACCAUUAGAGCUAAGUGAGAAGUUGCUGAAGGGAAAAAUCGGAUCUAAAUCAAAAACAGGAAGAAACGCCUUACUUGUAUUUUUCGGUCAACAAGUAGUGGAGGAAAUCUUAGAUGCUCAAAGACCGGCGUGUCCACCUGAGUAUAUCAAUAUAGACAUACCAGAAGGCCAUCCAUAUAGAAGUAAACCAGGACACACAAAAAUGCCUGUUUUACGCACACGAUAUGAUCACCGAACGGGUCAUUCGCCAAAUAAUCCUCGCCAACAGUUAAACGAGAUUACACCGUACUUAGACGGUGGACUGAUUUAUGGUACGUCCAAGGCAUGGUCAGACGUUUUAAGGACAAAUGAUAGCGGAAUAGUACAACCUAACGGUCUGCUCGCAUCAUCGUACUUCGGCUUGUAUCCCGAUUACAACACCGUCAGAUUACCAAUGGCCAAUCCACCACCACCCAUCUACCACGAGCGAUACGUUUCAAGGCAUUACACCGAGAGCGUCACCAGAUAUUUUAAAUUGGGGAAUCCACGAGGGAAUGAAAAUCCUUUUUUGCUGACUUUCGGUAUAGUGUGGUUCAAGUGGCACAAUGUCAUAGCACUUAAUAUUAAGCGUAACAAUCCGAAUUGGACAAGCGACAAAAUUUACAACGAGGCCCGUAAGUGGGUAAUAGCAACUCAGCAGCACAUCGUCGUCAACGAAUGGCUACCCUCGUGGUUGGGAUCCAAUCUUUCUGCGUACAAUGGUUACAAUCCCAAUAUCGAUCCGCAAAUAGAUCAGUUUUUCCAAUCGGCUGCUUUUCGCUUUGGACACACUUUAGUCCCACCAGGUGUAUACUUACGCGAUCACGGGAGAAACAACUGUUCUUUGGAAUAUCCAAUCAGAACGUGCAAUAAUUAUUGGAUGCCGGAGAAUUCUCUCCAUGCUAAUUUGAAAAAGAUAGACGAUACCAUCAGCAUCGAAAAAUUAUUAAUGGGAAUGGCUAUCCAAUUAUGCGAAGAAGAAGAUCAUAAGAUCGUUGAGGAUCUCCGGGGCAGUUUAUUCGGUCCACUAGAAUUUUCCAGGAGAGACUUAAUGGCACUCAAUAUUCAAAGAGCACGUGAUCAUGGAGUGCCCGAUUAUAACAGCGCUCGUCUCGCAUAUGGUUUGCCCAAAGUUAAAAAUAUAUCUUUUUUUAAUCACGUGGACAUAGAGAUUCUACAGGAAUUUCUCAGACUGUAUAAUAAUUCGUUCGACGAUGUAGAUAUCUGGAUAGGAGGAAUAUUGGAAACCAUCGAUGGACCUGGACAAUUAUUCCGAACGAUCAUUAGUGAUCAAUUUCAGCGAAUACGCGACGGUGACAGAUUUUGGUACAAGAAUUUGAAUAAUGGACUUUUUAGUGAAGAAGAAACUCAAAGAAUAGAAGAGCUGUCAUUUUAUGACAUACUAAUGAGUGUUACUGGAAUGGAUUGGAAUGAUAUCCCAAAGAAUCCUUUUAGAGUUCCUGUGGCAGAGGACGAUAUACAUCCUAGCUGCAAUAAAAUUCUUGUAAAAGGCCGAUGUAAUGGAAAGCCUUGCUAUCAUGCCGCCCAGAUAGACAAAGACAAAAUCGAGAAAUGUACAGAACCUGGAACUUACGAUUUUUUCUCUAACAGCAGUGUAUCUUUCAUUUUUACUUUCCUAGGUGUAUCAGCGUUUUUCUGCGGUUUUAUUACGCUGAUCUUUUUUAAGAUACAACUCCAAGAUAAAAAAACAAUGAAAGAUAAUAUUAGAAACAUAGACCAUAGCGAUACAGAUGUAAUACAUGUUGCUAGCGAAUGGCAGGAGCCAAAAGCUUCACUGAGACGUAUAUUAUUAGUGCCAAAUACCAGAAAAAUGCAGUUAGAAAUAAAAAAUGAACUAGGAUACUUAAUACGCGCAGUCGAUUUUCCGUCAAAUAGUAACAUCAUGAUUUAUUGCGCAUCAGAUAAACAUUAUAUGCUGAUUCGUGUGCAUCACAGUUACGAUUUAGUAUUGAAGUUCGAUUCAGAUUUCUUGAGAAGCACAUUCAUAAAUGCAUUCGAGAGAUUUAUAUCAGAGAUUUCAACCUCCAGAAAUGCAUGCUCGAUACAAAUGAUGACGAACAUUACAUGUACGGCAUUACUCAAACAAGCAAUAACCAAAAAGCAUCGCCAAAAGAAAUUAGAAAUGUUCUUCCGCGUUGUAUUUGCGCAGGCAUUUCAUAUUGCACAUACUGAAGACGAGAUCUUACAAAUAGAUUCAACAGUUGCGAAAGAAGUAAUUUACACUGAGUUGACCAUUAUAGAAUUUGCAGAAGCUUUAAGUAUGAGACCGGAUGCUGAAUUUGUAAAAAAGAUAUUUAAUCUAGUGGACAAGGACAGAAAUGGCUUUAUAUCAUUUCGGGAGUUCGUUGACAUGUUGGUAAUAUUUUUGAAAGGUUCUGCCGAAGAGAAAAUGAAAUUAAUGUUCGAUAUGUAUGAUAUUAACGGGAUAGGAAGACUUAAAAGAGGAGACUUUUCAAAUAUGUUAAGAUCAUUCAUGGAAACAAGUAAUGCCGACGUAACGGACGACGAAUUGGAAACUUUGGUGCAAUCCAUGAUGACCCACGCUGACUUGGCAAACAAAGAAACUAUAAAUUUUCAAGAGUUCCAGCAGAUACUCAGCGAUUUUAAUGAUAAAUUCAAUUAUGCGGAAUUAGAGUUUAGCGUGCCUAGAGAUGGAAAGGGCAGUAGAAAACUUCACGCGGGUGUUAAAACGCUUAGAUCAACGUUUAUCGGCGAGGUGCAAAAAACCGUGGAAAGCUUGUACGCUGAUCCAAGCGAAUUACAAUCCAGGAUCGAGGGCAAAGUUGAUAACGAGCAGGAUACAAAAGAAGGAAGGAGCAACAGUGAGAUUAUCGACAAGAACAAGACGAUCGUCGAAGAAAUGAAGAACAAUUUGGAUGAUUAUUGGUAUCCUAUAAUGAAAUAUCUCGCCAACAAACAGUUGCAAAUAUUCUGGUUAUGUCUGUACACUUUAUUCCUACUUGGAAUUUUCGCGGAACGAGUUUAUUAUUACUCUAUACAACGAGAACACAGUGGUUUGAGACGGAUACUGGGCUACGGCCUGACUAUAACAAGAGGUUCAGCUUCAGCUAUGAUGUUCGCCUAUUCCACACUUUUACUUACAAUGUGCCACAAUACAAUUACUAUUCUAAGAACUACGAUUUUACAAUUCUACAUUCCUUUCGAUUCGGCGAUUGAAAUGCACAAAUAUAUCGCUUGCUGGGCACUGAUCUUUACUGUGUUACAUAUAAUUGGACAUGGCUUUAACUUUUAUCACAUAUCCACGCAAACUGCCGACGAUUUGACAUGUUUGUUUCGCAAUUACUUCCACGCGACGCAUGAACUGCCCAAAUUUCAUUAUUGGUGUUGGAGUACGAUGACAGGUUUCACGGGAGUACUUUUAACCAUUGUGACUGGAUUAAUAUUUAUGUGUUCACUGUCGAUAGUGCGCAAAUCAUUUUACAAUUGGUUCUCUUUCGUACACUCCUUAUAUCCAUUUUUUUACAUACUCAUGGUUUUACACGGCAGCGGAAGAUUAGUACAAGAACCAUAUUUCCAUUAUUUCUUUUUGGGACCAGCUGUUCUAUUUAUUCUCGAUAAAGUCGUAACUGUCACUAGGACAACAAUCGAAAUACCUAUACUCAAAGCUGAAAUUCUACCAUCAGGUGUAACAUGCAUCACAUUUCCCAAGCCUCUAAAUUUUCAAUAUAAAUCUGGUCAGUGGAUAAGAAUAGCAUGUCCAGCGUUACAAACAAAUGAAUAUCAUCCGUUUACUUUAUCGUCUGCGCCGCACGAAACGAGCUUAAGUAUACAUGUACGAGCAGUUGGACCAUGGACUACAAAUAUUAGAGAGAAAUUAGAAUCGUGCACAAUGUCUAAUACAAAAAAUUUUCCAGUGAUUCAUAUAGAUGGUCCAUUUGGAGAAGGCCACCAAGACUGGGAUAAAUAUGAAGUAGCGAUCAUGGUGGGUGGUGGCAUAGGCGUCACCCCCUUCGCAUCGAUACUUAAAGACAUUGUUUUUAAAUCAAACUGCAAGUUAAACUUUGGUUGCAAAAAAGUAUACUUCCUUUGGGUUACGAGAACACAGAAACAAUUUGAAUGGAUGGUCGAUAUACUCAGAGAACUCGAAAAAGCAGAUGUCAAUAACACAGUGUCGAUUCAUAUUUGUAUUACUCAGUUUUAUCAGAAAUUUGACUUACGCACGAUACUCUUGUACAUCUGCGAACGCCACUUUCAAAAGAUUUCAAACAAGUCUUUGUUCACUGGUUUGCAAGCAGUUACGCAUUUCGGGCGGCCAAAAUUCUCUGAGUUCUUCUUGUCUAUACAAAAAUUACAUCCUACUAUAAAUAAGAUUGGUGUUUUUAGUUGUGGUACACCAGCUAUGACGCAAGCAGUAGAUGCAGCUUGUAAAGCAAUUAAUUUAAAAGAAAGCAACAAUACAUUGUUUCAACAUCAUUAUAAAAGCUUCUAAGUUUAUGAAUAUCUAAUAUAAAAUUAUAGCGCAAAUCUAAGCAU